CCACGUGUUGGUAAGAUGUGGUAAAGCUAUAGAGGUACGGAGGAGAAGAGGCGUACUUUGUCCUACUACAGGGGUGCCUUUCUCACAAUUUCUAAAGCAUUUAUUGGCUAAUAACAAUGAUGAGAACAUAUAAGUGGUGGUCUGUAUUGCUUGGCAGUUAUGACACGAUAGAAAUGAAGCAGUAUGGUCCUAUGUCCAUCAUGAUCCGGUGGCCACUCCGGCUAUGUCCAUGAAGAAGCUUCGAAAGUGGAAGGAUGCUACUGUGGAGCUACAAAGCAGGCAUCAAAUACCCUUACAUGGCUCAUUCAAUAUUUCAACUUGGGGAAUGGUGAAUCUGACAGGUUGGCAGAGUUUUGUUGAUGGGGCAGUGUUUAUGGACCUCCAUAUGGUAGGGUUUGGCUGUGUUUUUGAGCUUGCAGAGGGCAAUUUUGUUCAAGCAUUAUCGGGGUUCUUUGAUUUGUGUACAGACCCAUUAUUGGUAGGAGCUUUGGCAUUGUGUACAUGCUUAACUUGGUUACACUACCAUCAUCUUUCACCCAGGAAUUUGUUAUCAUCUAGGCCAAAUAUGGCUAUUCGAUGGAUUACGAGACAAGCUAACAUAGGGGCUCAUAUAUUAGCCGGGGCCUUCUAUUCUCAUGCUCUUUCCAGGUGUGGGACAUUAUACCACAUUGUUUAUUUCACCUUUAUAAGUAAUGCAAGUUUGUUUGAAAUAGCAACAGAUUUAAUAGUGAACUACAAUAAGUGCGCAUUAUCAAAUAUUAUUCCACUUAAAGUUUGA
Molecule: messenger RNA, 778 nt
Organism: Jatropha curcas
Lineage: Eukaryota; Viridiplantae; Streptophyta; Magnoliopsida; Malpighiales; Euphorbiaceae
Source: RefSeq, a predicted model, not a curated record